Ostrea edulis (European flat oyster) is the source of this 5373-nucleotide messenger RNA. Its product is annotated as dopamine receptor 1-like. The transcript has 2 exons. The coding region runs from base 2511 to 3692 and encodes 393 amino acids. Gene Ontology annotation, molecular function: G protein-coupled receptor activity. NCBI's taxonomy places the organism in Eukaryota, Metazoa, Mollusca, Bivalvia, Ostreida, Ostreidae. Gene Ontology annotation, biological process: adenylate cyclase-activating adrenergic receptor signaling pathway. The record is from RefSeq and is a predicted model, not a curated record. Gene Ontology annotation, cellular component: membrane.
AACUGUUGUGCACUGUUAAAUUCAGUCGACAUGGCGAUGGACCUUGGGGUAUGAACUAUCAUUGCCAUCUUAGUUUCACUUUGUUAGAGAGAAGAAAUGCUUUGUGUCCGUGUCAAAAUCUAAAAUGGGCGAAAGAUAUAGUCAAUGAUGUUAAAACUAUUCUAUUAACAGCAUCAGCCGCGCCUAGGAUAUAUCAUAAUCUCCCACGAGAAAAUGUCGGACAACGAAGACGUAUUACGGGGAUAAUCCCUAGCAUCAUAUUGCACAGGAAAUGAAAAAAAUCAUCCGCAAAUUGAGACAUCGCUGUAAAAGAAAUCAAUUUGCUGCGACCUGCCUCGUUUAAAGUCAUUGUGGUCAUCCAAACUUGGAGAUAUUGAUCCCGAUCUAAAAUGCUAAACUUGCAAAGACUCUGAAAAUUACAGAACUUUUGAUUGUGAGCAUUAAAAGCAUAAUAAAAGAAUCCGAUCUAAAUUCCAUUGGUAACACCGCAUUAGGACUUAACGUGAAGAGCCUCGAAUCAUUAAGAGUCUGCAGAAAAUGACGACUGGUAAGGACCAGUGCUUUUAGUUCUGUUGUUAAGGAAGCUGUUGUGUUUGUGAGAUUCUAGCAUAAUACAAUGUAAUUGCGCUUUCUAUUGCAUAAAUACUUUCGGAAAGCCAGACACACAAACAAUAAUGAAUGCAAUCACAGAGUAAAAAAAAAAAAACCCUUACUCAUUUCUACAUGUAGAUCAGUACAGCUGUGAUUGCUCAUCGAUCAUUUGGCCUUAUUUAAAGGAAAACAGAAUCAAUAGUAGUUUGAAACGGAAGAUCUUAUCUAAAUGAUGUUUAAUUUUAACAAAAACUCGGACACUUUACCGCUGAUGACAGUCUGUUGUCAGGUGUUGUGUAAGAUAAAAGUCCCGUUCUAAGUAAAUACAUACACUGGCCAUAGUAAAUACACAGACAGAAUCGAAGAGGACUUCUAUUCAUCACACAUAUAAUAGCCAUUUCAUUCCUUAAUUGAAAAUUGUGUACUUGGAUGGUAAAACCCCCUCGCAUUACAAAACAGAAUUGGCAGAGUUGCACACACUCAAUGCAAAAAUCUUCAAUUGAUAUACUCGAUUUCACCAAUAAAAUUAAUGUCGGGAUUUUAUAAAUAAGUUUACUCUAUUUUUGAUAGUACUUAAAUUAUAAGGAAAUAUGAAGCAAAUUAAUAAUCAAGCAAUAGGAAAAACCCCCAUCAAAACUAAAUCCACAUCUGGCACAAAAGGGAUACAUUUCACGAAGAGAAGGAAAUGUCAUCAAGGAGAAAUGAAUCAACUCAAACAAAACCGCUAUCGGUCAUAUACACAUACAAGUCCUUCCUUUCCCGAUGUUGAUUUUAAGAUUAAAAGAUUAAUUGAGAUUGAAUAAAUAUAAUUAGAAUUAAAGUCAAUUCUUUGCACCUAUGGAAUAAGGCUAAUCUAUCCACGAAACGUUGAGAUUUGGUUUAAUUGUGUACACUUCUAUGCGCCAUCUGCCCCUUUAACGAUCUGCACGUUAGUGAUGCAUCACAGCGGAGUUAUUUCUUCCUCCAAUAUACGAGAAGGCCCUGUGAUUGCUCGCGAUUCAAUUCGACAUCAGAAUCUAUAAAGAAAAGCGGGAAGGACGGACUUCGGCACAAUGACUUCUGCUGCUAUUUGUCUGUCUGGAAAACGCAUGCGCACGAAGACCUAGAGGGUGUAUGUAAACAGCACAAGUUCAAAUAAUAAUUUGUUGUGUUUGAGAAAACAGGUAAACGCUUAAGAAAACUUUACAAUUCUAUGGAAUGACAAAGAAUCACGUUAGAUUGUUGAUGAUACGGAUUAAAUUCUCAUUAUUUUACAACGCAGGGAGAGGGCUAUCAUUUUAUUAUCGUUCCUACAAGCCUUCAACUAGUGUUACUUUGAAGAAAUUAUAUGAUUUAUAAGUGUAUAUAUGUUUACGAAAUUUAAAAAAAUGAGAACGUUUUCAUUCACUGUGAUUUAAAUGUGCUGUUUUAUUUUUAACUGGGAUCAUACGAUGUGUGAUGACCGUGUGCGGAAGAAGUGAAAUUUUACACAGGUGUUUCAUUAACUUUAAAAUACACAACACCAGUGGGAAGGAAUACUUCAUCUGAUUUGGACAUAAAAAAUAUGAGACUGUUUUCUUGUUCUAUAAAUACUUGACAACUCCAAAAAGCAGGAAAGUUUGUGAAUAUUAACCUGGCGCAUGUAAGUAAAAGACUAUUUACCGUAUAUACAGAGUUAUUUGUUCCAAACUUCUCGCUAAAGGAGGAAUCGAGAUCGAUCUUUAAGUCGCUAAAUGUUUGCCAAACUAACACUUGAAGGAGCAGGGGAACAAAAGCUUACCGGCGUAUUCUACCGGUUACAAACAGUAUAGACCAAAACGCCCGGAACAGUGGAGGGAAUGGGCAGAAUUCUUCAAUGUUUGCUCAAGAAUUUAAUCAAGUGAGUGCGGGAUUGCCAAUGCCAAACCAAGAGACUCUGUGCUGCGAUUCUUUGAUUGAAUAUGGUAACAAAUUUUACUUCGUUUAAUUUGAAUUCAACAGCGGUAACUUUGUCGUACGGAGUGUUUAACAAUGUUACCAGUAUAAAUACCACCACGGAGACAGUGCACGACCACGAGGCCCCUGAGGCCUACACGCUCGCCGAGAGCAUCAUCAUCGGAACAAUACUGUCUCUGUUCAUAUUUGUUGCAGUUUUUGGAAAUGUAUUGGUGUGCGUCGCUGUUUUCAAAGAUAGACGACUCCGACAUCGGACGUAUGCUUUCAUAGUAUCACUAGCUAUCGCGGAUCUCCUUGUCGCCUUACUAGUUAUGACAUUUGCUGUUGUUAACGACAUCUUGAACAAAUGGUUGUUCGGACCGGUUUUUUGCAACAUUUGGAUUUCUUCAGAUAUUAACUGUUCCACAGCGUCUAUUUUGAAUUUAUGUGCUAUUAGUUUGGAUAGAUACAUUCAUAUCAAAGAUCCAUACAAAUAUAAGACUUUUAUGACGAAGAAAAUGAUGGUCAUCAUGAUAUCAGUCGUCUGGAUCUUGUCCCUGACCUUGUCUUUCUUACCAAUUCAUUUGCAAUGGCAUCGCAAUGCAGAAGACCGCUACAAGCCUCUUCCAGAAAACGUUUGCAUGAUGGAUCUCAAUCCUGUAUAUUCGGUGGUCUCCUCCACAAUAAGCUUUUACAUACCUUGCAUUAUAAUGAUUAUUAUUUAUGUUCAACUCUAUUGUGCCGCGCGAAGUCAUGUCAAAGAGAUACGCAAGACAAGUUUUCAUAUGCCAAACGGUGGAAAGGCAAGCUCCGGGUCAAAGGACCACAAAGCAGCCGUGACUCUCGGGAUAAUCAUGGGCGUCUUUCUUCUGUGCUGGAUGCCUUUCUUUGUUAUGAACUUGGUGGAAGCAUUCUGUAAGUGUGUUCCUGUAGUGAUGUUUAAAAUUUUAACUUGGCUGGGAUAUGUGAAUUCGUGCUUAAACCCAAUCAUUUACAGCAUCUUUAACAAGGAAUUCAGGAAUGCUUUCCGAAAGAUCCUCUUUCCUGAUUCAUGCAAAUGUGUACGGCCUCACCGCAAUGGCUACCCGCAAAAUAGUAGGUCAAGUAAAUCAUUAAUUCCAAAAUCGGAGUAUAUCAUGCAUUCGAUAGAAAAUGGGAACAGGAGAGACUGUAAAGAACCUUUGUGUACAGAAGCCACGCCUCUUUAACUACACGUGAUUGAAAUGACUGGUGAGAUCGAAGAUGUGCUCGAUAUUCUUACUCGUUAACAAUGGUAUUUACGGUAACGUAAAUGUAGAGCAAAGCUGUGAUUAUUUUCGUCUUCUACGUUUUGUAUGAGGAAGACGGCAUAUAUAUUUAUCAAAGUCAAUAUUUGUGAUCAGUAGUUUGUCAGAACCAAACAGGCAGAACCGUAUUUUCAUUCCUACUGUUUAAGUUUAGAUUUCUUUAUGUUGGCCCUUAAGAAUGUUCCGACUCUUAAAAAUCAAUAAAUCACUUUUGUCCACAAAAAUUAAAAGCAACCUGAAUUACGUUUUGAUACGCUAGUUAAAUUUUGUAUAAAGAUGAUACCAAUCAUUUGGGUUUUAAAUUGUAAAGAUCUACAAAUUAGUCGCCGCCAAGAGGUGCAUCUCCGCAGAAUUACUCUCUUCUCUCUCUCUCUUUCUCGCCUGCAACACACUCCAAGAAAUUUCAAAGCCAUGCACAGUGCCAAUACUCAACACCAAUAACUCUCAAAAAGGUUAUUACAAUGCCAAUUCCUCCAUUACAUUCAUCAAAUGCAGAUAUAAUCAAACUCGGUGACAGUGUUACCGAAAAAGCUCUUCUUUUAAAAAAAAAUUCCCCUAGCCUAGCAGUGUUGGGGGGAUCCUUUUAUAUUUUUUGAGAUGAAGUGAUAUGGUUUCUUGAGACCUUAAUGGAUGCCUUAUAAAUUUUGUGAACGUGCCAUCGAAGGUGUGAGAUAUUUUUUAAAAUACGCAAUCAAUUUAACGAAACCCCAUCAGUUUUCUAGAUUUUAUUUCUGUUAGGAUUUUGAAAUGUGAUAUUUGGAAAUAUUUCUUCUAAAGUAUUCAUUGAGCAGUGGAAAACACCCUGACCUUAGCUUUGGGAUUGUCAGAUAAGCUGAUGUUCCGCGAAUAAUGUAAUUCUCCGAUUGAAAUCCAUUCAAAAGCUUUCCUAUUUAGACACAUGCAUGUUUCUGGGUUACUUACGGAAAAUUUUAACCCUGUGAAAUAUUGCAAGCGUCCACAUCUAUUGUAAAUGGUAAAUCAUCCUUUGAAAUGAACCAUAAAUGUUCUGAAAUGGAUAUCGAUUUAAAAUAGAGUGGAGCAAAAUUUCUCUCGUUAGUAAAGACAAAAUAUUGUCAAAUACCAGAAUUGGGAAUUGUUUGGAAGGUUGAGAGCGCGAUCAAUUUCCAAUAAAUAACGUUUUGUAAGACUGUUGGAAAGGGGUUGAAGUAUACAUUAGUAACGGUUUCAGAUUUAUUGACCUGAAUUUAGGCACAAACCCCAUUAACGAACCUUCAGCUCUAAUAAUUCCGCUCUUUGCUAGUUAUGAAAAUAAUUUAUCCAAAUGUUUUUGUCCGAGAUUGCCAAAUACACAAACACAUCUCCAGGAGUCUUUUCCUAUUUUUAUACAUAAAAAUGUGUCACUGAUCUGUGUUGCAAGUAAGUUGGUAGAUUAGCUUAUUACAUUUACUAAAAAGAGAUAUUUCCUUAUAUUAACUAGCUACUUGCACCUAUAUCAGUCAACAGAAAUCCAUGGAAAUAUUUUCACAGUGACAAUCGGGUUUUUUCUUGUUUCUGUUUAUUAUUGUUUUUCUUUUGAUUAUUAUAUUUAUUGAAUACAUAUCUGCUUAACAUUUUCAUUGCAAUAAAAUGUCAAUGGAUGAAA